This is a messenger RNA of Malania oleifera, 2345 nucleotides long. RefSeq lists its product as uncharacterized. The record is from RefSeq and is a predicted model, not a curated record. The coding region runs from base 79 to 2163 and encodes 694 amino acids. Gene Ontology annotation, biological process: glucan catabolic process. Lineage: Eukaryota; Viridiplantae; Streptophyta; Magnoliopsida; Santalales; Ximeniaceae. Gene Ontology annotation, molecular function: beta-glucosidase activity. The transcript has 10 exons.
AAAUUUUCAAAUAGAAAAAAGCAAAAAGUAAUAAAAUAAUUGUCUCAUCCUGUUAGGAAACCAUACACUUUUCGAUAAAUGUUGCCAUUCGUGUUCCAACCAGUCAGCAAUCUCCCUCUCUUGGUCUAUAAAUACCACCUCUACUACCUUCUCCUCCGACCCUCUCUCUCUCUCUCUUGGAUCGCCGAGGUGCGUGCCUGUAAAUUCUUCCAAGAAGUCAUCUUCUUACUGUUGUUUCUGCAUUAUAGGGGAAUGUGCAGCUUUUACUGCAAGAUAAAAAUGGCGAGAACUCCCAUCGUUUUGAUGGGGCUACUGCUCUUUUGCUGCUGGGAAGCCAUCGCAGCUACAGAUUACAUGAAAUAUAAGGAUCCGAAACAACCAUUGAAUGCUCGGAUUAAGGACCUGAUGAAACGGAUGACCUUAGAGGAAAAAAUUGGUCAAAUGGUGCAGAUUGAUCGGUCUGUAGCAUCCGGUGAUGUGAUGAAAAAAUACUUCAUUGGAAGUGUUCUUAGCGGAGGAGGGAGUGUUCCAGCGAAAGAGGCUUCAGCCGAGACGUGGAUUAACAUGGUUAAUGAAUUCCAGAAGGGCUCUUUAUCGACCCGUCUGGGAAUUCCAAUGAUGUAUGGGAUUGAUGCUGUUCAUGGCAACAACAAUGUAUACAGGGCAACAAUUUUUCCUCACAAUGUAGGACUUGGAGCCACCAGGGACCCAGAACUUGUCAGGAAGAUUGGAGCAGCAACUGCUCUUGAAGUUAGAGCUACAGGCAUAUCUUAUGCUUUUGCGCCAUGUAUUGCGGUUUGCAGAGACCCGAGAUGGGGUCGAUGUUACGAAAGCUACAGUGAAGAUCAUAAGAUUGUUCAAGCAAUGACUGAGAUCAUACCAGGAUUACAAGGGGACAUCCCCUCUGGUUCUCCCAAGGGUGUUCCUUACGUCGGUGGAAAAGAUAAGGUUGCAGCUUGUGCUAAGCACUAUGUUGGUGAUGGGGGAACAACUAAAGGCAUCAAUGAGAACAACACUGUGAUAAAUGCACAUGGAUUGUUCAGCGUCCACAUGCCAGCCUACUACAACUCAAUUAUCAAGGGUGUGGCAACUGUCAUGAUCUCUUACUCGAGCUGGAACGGCGAGAAGAUGCAUGCUAACUACAAGCUUAUCACUGGUUUUCUCAAGAACACUCUAAACUUCAGGGGUUUUGUCAUUUCAGAUUGGCAAGGCAUUGACAGGAUCACCUCUCCACCACAUGCUAACUACUCGUAUUCCAUUCAAGCUGGAGUUCAUGCUGGCAUUGACAUGAUCAUGGUUCCAUACAACUAUACAGAAUUCAUUGAUGGCCUAACCUUCCAAGUGAAGAACAAUAUCAUUCCCUUGAGUCGAAUUGAUGAUGCAGUGAAGAGGAUCUUACGAGUUAAAUUUGUGAUGGGUCUAUUUGAAAACCCACUUGCAGAUACCAGCUUUGUCAAACAGCUAGGAAGCCAGGAGCAUAGAGAAUUGGCAAGAGAAGCUGUGAGGAAAUCACAAGUGCUGCUAAAGAAUGGUGAGUCUGCUGAUGAGCCUCUGCUGCCCCUUUCUAAGAAAGCAUCCAAAAUACUCGUCGCUGGAAGCCAUGCUCACAAUUUGGGUUAUCAAUGUGGUGGGUGGACAAUCGAGUGGCAAGGACUUGGUGGAAACAACCUAACUGCUGGUACCACAAUCCUGGAAGCCAUAAAAACCGCAGUUGAUCCAAAAACUGAAGUUGUCUACAAUGAGAACCCCGAUGCCGACUUUGCCAAGUCGGACAAGUUUGACUAUGCCAUUGUUGCAGUGGGAGAGCACCCAUAUUCAGAGACAGAUGGAGACAACUUGAAUCUGACAAUCCCUGAACCUGGCCCGAGUACUAUAACAAAUGUCUGUGGAGCAGUGAAAUGUGUUGUUAUCAUCAUCUCCGGGCGCCCUGUCGUGCUUCAACCAUAUAUUGACAGAAUAGAUGCAAUUGUGGCUGCUUGGCUCCCUGGAACUGAAGGCCAAGGCAUAGCUGAUGUCCUGUUCGGUGACUAUGGUUUCACAGGCAAGCUUUCUCGCACUUGGUUCAAGACUGUUGAUCAGCUCCCAAUGAAUGUUGGGGAUCCACAUUAUGACCCCCUCUUCUCAUUUGGAUUUGGACUCACAACAAAAGCUACCUCCACCUAGGAUUUCCAACUGGGUGUGAAUUUUUUUGGAUUGAUUGUUCAAUAAAUGUUCCUAGCUAAAGGAAUUUAGUUGUGAUUUUUACAUUUGAAAACAAUAAUAAUACUUUUGGUCAUUCCCAAUAAUUUGUACCUAGAGGGAUUUUGUUUAGUGACUAUGUAAUUGAAGUCACGAGGUUCAUGGCA